This is a messenger RNA of Vombatus ursinus (common wombat), 4714 nucleotides long. It is a transcript of the gene PTPN1, whose product is annotated as protein tyrosine phosphatase, non-receptor type 1. The record is from RefSeq and is a predicted model, not a curated record. The transcript is spliced from 9 exons. Gene Ontology annotation, molecular function: protein tyrosine phosphatase activity. Gene Ontology annotation, biological process: protein dephosphorylation. Bases 110 to 1381 code for a protein of 423 amino acids. Lineage: Eukaryota; Metazoa; Chordata; Mammalia; Diprotodontia; Vombatidae.
GGCACCAGAGCUGGAGGAGGCGGUGGAGGGCGGCGGCGCCGGCGGCGGAGGAGACGGACCAGCGGGAAAGAAGGGAGAAGCCACACCCGCCGGCCAGGACGUCUUAGAGAUGGAGAAGGAGUUCAACCAGAUCGACAAGGCCGGCAACUGGGCGGCCAUUUACCAGGAUAUUAGACACGAAGCCAGUGACUUUCCCUGUAAAGUGGCCAAACUUCCCAAAAACAAAAAUCGAAACAGGUACAGAGAUGUCAGUCCCUUUGACCAUAGUCGAAUUAAGCUACACCACGAAGAUAAUGAUUAUAUAAAUGCUAGUUUGAUUAAAAUGGAAGAGGCCCAAAGAAGCUAUAUUCUCACUCAGGGCCCUCUGCCUAACACAUGUGGUCACUUUUGGGAGAUGGUUUGGGAACAGAAAAGCCGGGGAGUUGUCAUGCUUAACAGAGUGAUGGAAAAGGGAUCAUUAAAAUGUGCACAAUAUUGGCCACAAAAAGAAGAAAAGGAAAUGAUCUUCGAAGAUACAAAUUUGAAAUUAACAUUGAUUUCUGAAGAUAUAAAAUCAUAUUAUACAGUACGCCAGUUAGAAUUGGAAAACCUUACAACACAAGAAACUAGAGAAAUCCUACACUUUCACUAUACCACAUGGCCUGAUUUUGGAGUCCCUGAAUCUCCUGCCUCCUUCCUAAACUUUCUGUUUAAAGUUCGAGAAUCAGGGUCCUUAAGCCCUGAAUAUGGACCUAUUGUUGUACACUGCAGCGCCGGGAUUGGGAGAUCAGGAACGUUUUGUCUGGCUGACACUUGCCUCUUGCUGAUGGACAAGAGGAAAGAUCCUUCUUCUGUAGACAUUAAGCAGGUGCUUCUGGAAAUGCGGAAAUACAGAAUGGGGCUGAUCCAGACAGCAGACCAACUGCGUUUCUCUUAUCUGGCUGUUAUUGAAGGAGCCAAAUAUAUUAUGGGAGACUCUUCUGUUCAGGAGCAAUGGAAAGAGCUCUCCAAUGAGGAUUUGGAGCCACCUCCAGAGUAUACUCCCCCACCACCCAGACCACCAAAACGGAUAUUGGAACCACACAAUGGAAGAUGCAAAGAAUUCUUCCCAAACCACCAGUGGAAAAUGAAUGAGAUGGAAGCUAAAGAACAAGAUGGCCCUAUUAUAGAAGAAAGCAUAACUUCCUUAACUGUACCACUGACCACAGAAAGUCAAGACACUGGAGUUAGAAGGAGAACUGUUAGUGAACAUCAGAAUGCCACUUCCACCAAAGAAGAGCCAUCCCCGGAAGAGGAUGAAGACAAUAUGGCGACCACCUGGAAGCCCUUUCUAGUCAAUAUCUGUAUGUUCACUGUCCUCACAGCUGGAGCUUACCUCUGUUACAGGGUAUGUUUUCAUUGAUGGACCUGAUGGCAGGAUGGGAGUGUACAGAAAAAACCAUCAGUUGGACUGGUUUCUAAUUCAGUUCUAUGAAAUUAACUGAGUCGUGUCUCAGAAGAAACAAAUCUAAGGUUAAAAGUCUGGAACUUUGGUAGGGCUAAAAGAGAAAAUUAAUUGAUGCACUAGGGUUUAAAUAAGCCCUGUGGUCCCAAGAAUAAAAUAGUUGAAUCUCAGGGCCUUAAAAUAUUCAGGACUAAGCAGAGAAAAUGCCAAAUAAAUCUCUCCUGUUUUUGUUUCUUUGUUCAUUUUGUUUUUUAAAAGAAUAAUAGAAUUACAACACAUUGUUGUUUUUAACCUUUUUGAAAGCCAGUUCUUUGUUUUGUUCUAUUUCUGAAAAAAGACUCAGCAAAAGUAAAACUUGCUUGUACUCUCCAAGUGUUGAAACCGAAUCUGCAAUUUCUGUUUGAUUUCCCAGAAGAACCCUCAUCUUUUUGAGAAUGUCAUUUGGUAAGGAGGGGAGGAUGGGAGGAACCAUGUUAUACUCAGCUACACUUCAUCUGGUGUUCAGACGGAGUGGUGGGCAGUGCCUGUGCUGAUUAUCUGUUGACCACAGCAUUCAUUCCCUUUUUAACAUGGUCCUUACUAAAAAUGAAGAAGAAAAAACCACAAACCCAGGUUCUGCAUUUGCUCAGGGUAUUCCUUGCUUCCCCCUUCCCCCACCCACAAUUAGAAAUAGUUAAUUUCUCAAUUGGUACUAUUAAACUCAACCUGCAUCUGCACAUGCCUGGGUUAUGCUGUCCCCUGCACAUUUGUUUACCUUUUUCCCUUGCAGGGGUUCAGGGAGUUCAACUCAGAUAUGUCCACCAGCAUUUUAAAAGCCUCUGUUAGUAUUUAGGAAGACUAGUCUUCACAUGAUUUGGACUGUAAAUUGCAGUCUUCUUAUAAAUACACUUGGUAAAGUUGGCUGCUGUUUAAAUGAGGGGCAGAAAAAUGCUCUAGGAUUCAUCCAAUACCACAAACCAUUAGAAAACAGUUGAAUGAAUACAGAGCCCAGUCCCACAGCAGCCACCUCGAAAGAGUUUUAAGAGGUCACCCGCUUCUGCUCAAGGAGUCAGAUCAGUGACUGAGCAAAAGGGAAGCAGCUUUCCUUUGGCUUUGGGGUUGCUUUUCUUUGCUUUAGAAAACAGAUUUCAGUAAUGGCUUUGUUUUGGCUCGGCUCUUUGCUGUGAAUGUUGUCAGGUGGCAUAGGUGGGUUAGUGUGUAAGUCUCGCAUCUCCACAGACACCUGGGUUCUGGGCUGACUUCACUUGAUAAUGAUUGGUUUCAUUCCACUUCCUGUUCUACAGCAUCUCAGAAAGGUCUGUUCCGCCCAAAUGGCAGUUGCUGCUUGUAGGAACAGCAGCAGAAUGGCAGGAAUUAAGGGUUAAGAAAGCCAUGAGGUAAAAGUUUGCUCUCACUCCUGCUUUGUCUUUUUGUUGUGGUUGUUGGUGUUGUUCGGCCCUGGCCCUAGCCACCCCUCUCCCUUUUCCCCUACAUGUACAGAGUCCAGUUUCUCAAGGAGAAUGAAAGAAUGCAGUGGUGCAGAUAAGCAGAAGGGGCAAAAUAGAGUACUUAUAGUUGCAGUAGCCAGUCCAAGACACUCGAUCUUGAUCUGCAAUGGUGCCACUAAUUGGUGCUUUUUAAUGAAUCCUAGUCAUGCAAGCACUUAAACACCAUUUUCAGCCAACCUUUUAUGGAGUAUAUUGUGUAAUGAAUCUUUUCACUCCAUAUUUAUUUUCCCCCCAACGGUAUCCAUAGCUCUAGCAUUUUCUUAAACUAAUAAUGUGUUUAAAAAAAUUUUUUUUAAUGUCAGCCUUGCAUCAAGGGCUUAUCGGAAGUACAAUAAUAAAUCUUCAGGUAGUGCUGGGAAUUUAAGACAUACCUGAUAGGCUAUGGAAUCCAUCCAGUACUUGAAAGGAAGAAGAUUGUAAGCAGUCAUUAUUGAGUAAUAUUGUGGUUUUCAUUAAAAGAGAUAUCGGGAUAUGUUUAUAGAACAAUGGUAUCAUAAUAUAUAAUGAACAUUUGUGUAUUUAAGAGACAGUAUGUGAUUUCUUUGUCCCAGUUACUUUCCCUAGAGUAUUGUUCUCAAGCAACAUUUUCCCCAUUUGUAUUAGAAUGCAUGUAAGGUCGUCUUGUGUCCUGAUUAAAUACCAUGUGCUUGAAGGUGAAAGAACUUAUAUUUCUGCUUACUGAUGUGCCCACACAUAACAGUCAAAUUUAUAUUUGCAUGAUCUGAUCGUUAAGUGGCUGUGGUUCACGAGGCUGUUGCUGAAAAUGUCUUCAUUCAGCAAUAGAUUGAUAGAUAUUUAUCCAAUAACAGAUACUUGCCUAAUUAUUAGGCAUGACUUUCUAUUCAGUUUUACUCAGUAACCCAGUUUAUCAUACUUAACUAUCAACUGAGUAGCAACUGUACUACAGACAUUCCAAGUGUAUGAUAAGCCCUAAUCACACCUCACCCACUAGUCAUCUCAGGCAGUCAGUCUCCCCACUGACCUUUGACGGUAUCAUUUACUGCUCCAAAUUCAGAAACAUAUCCUGGAGCAAACCAUUAUUUGGAAUAAAGGCUAAGUAAAGAACAAAGCAGUUAAUUUUUGCUGUGGAGCGCUCUGGCAAACUGGAUCUCUUAAUAUAGGUGGCCUACAUACAGUUAACUGCAGUAUCUUUCCUGUUUGGAAGUAUUAAUUCUAGUCUUGGUGGGAAUCCCUCACCUCACCCUCCAAACACACAUACACACCACACACACAACAACAAAACCCUGUCAGCCCUCCACAGUGAUUCAGUUAUAUCAUAGCUACUCCUUUGAAAGAAAUCAUAAGGUCUUCAAGUUAUGACUUUCAUUUUUUUAAAUGAGGGGAAAUGGGGAGAGGGUAGGGGGAGGUGGCUGCAGCUAUUCUGCUGGUCUUUACCAGCAAUUUCACAUUUUGCCUUUGACCAGUUGGAUGCCAUUAAGGAUUUCUACUGUAAUGAGAACAGAGUAAAAUAACCCUACAGAGCAUUAGUGAGGUGUGUCUAAGGCUUAUAAUGCCAAACUGUAAGCAUCUUUUUCUCAAGUCCUGUAUAUGUAUGUAGUAGUUUGGGUAUGUAUAUACAGCAAGUAGAAUUUCAAAAUGGGUGUAUUGGUUAACCGCCUAUUCUUGGAGAAUGGAUGGCUAUCCAUCUUGUUAAAUGUAUGUUAGAAAGUUAGUGAGCUGCUAAUGCUAUAUGCCUUAAGCAAAUAUUUACUCAUCAGGUCUUUCUUUUUUUACCAAUGGCCAUAGAAUAAUACCAUUUUUACAAAAAUAAAAAUAAACAAAAACAAAAUGUUUUGGUAUAAUA